Nezara viridula (southern green stink bug) is the source of this 678-nucleotide messenger RNA. The record is from the annotation of a GenBank genome assembly. NCBI's taxonomy places the organism in Eukaryota, Metazoa, Arthropoda, Insecta, Hemiptera, Pentatomidae.
AUGAGUGCACGCCAGUUAGCUGGCUCGAGUGGACUGUCGGAUCAGGCCGUUUUGUUAAAACUGCUAAAGAGAAAGGUAACAGAACACCUGCCUCCAGAGGCAGAACACGACCGACUUACUGACAACGUCCCUAUCUCGCAAAAACUACACAACAUGACUUACGCACUGGCAACGUGUACUAAAACUACAUAUCACAACACAACACCACAAUUCACAACUGCUCAAACGACGGGUGUAACUCCUCCCUACGCAAUCUCUCACAAUAUUGCUCCUCAUCAUACAACUCAAAUUACAAAUCCCAAAACUUCAAAUGAAUCUCCUCGUUAUGUAAUCCCUCACAAUAUCAUUCCUCAUCAUAUAGCUCCUCAAAUUACAAAUCCCCAAGCUUCAAAUAUACCUCCUUACAAUGUAAUGCCUCACAAUACCAUUCCUCAUCAUACGACUAAUCAAAUUACAGAUCCUCGAACUUCAAAUAUAUCUCCUCAAUACUAUACUCCUCAUACUACAAGUAUAACUCCUCAGCACUCAAUAAACCAAACCAGGAUAAUCCCUGACCGUUCAGUACCUCAUUAUACCCAAUCUCAAUACAUACCGCGUCAAUAUACGUCAACCUCAUACUCAAGACCUCAUCACACAACAUCUAAUACACAACCUAAUACUCCAGAUCUCUCAUUAUAA